CUACCCUGAUACUAAUAGUGAAUUUCAAUAUUAGUAAAUUAGUGAUUUUAGUGAAUGAGCUCAGUGCUCCCUAAAAACAUGUUUAGGCUGAUUAACAUAUUAAUCCUAGUGACUGGAAUCCAUGCUGUCUGUAAAAGACAGAAAACUAUCAGUUCAGGGGUUUUGUCGGGUGAAUAUUAUUUAAAAGAAGAAAACUCUAAAUAUUGUGGAGAUGGGUGCUUGUAUUCGAGACAAGAUGACCCAUUGUCCCAUCAUAAUCAACCUUUUGGGUACUGCAUGGAGUUUACUGACGACUGUUCAUGUACAGGACACUGUGGUCCUCUUCCAGGUCUAAAUGAUGGAAAGUUCACAAAAUGUAAAGAUGCUAAUGGUGUCCUUGUGAAUAUAAGCCCAUUGACCGAACCCGAAGAAAUCAAGUAUCCUGAAGGGACUAGAUGUACUUUAGACUGUUCAAGAGAACAAUCACAGACAAGAACACUAUUAAUUGGACCUGCUCUUAACUCCAGGUAUUAA
Messenger RNA from Eurytemora carolleeae, 513 nucleotides. RefSeq lists its product as uncharacterized. The transcript has 5 exons. The record is from RefSeq and is a predicted model, not a curated record. Bases 55 to 513 code for a protein of 152 amino acids. NCBI's taxonomy places the organism in Eukaryota, Metazoa, Arthropoda, Copepoda, Calanoida, Temoridae.